Molecule: messenger RNA, 1382 nt
Organism: Podarcis raffonei (Aeolian wall lizard)
Lineage: Eukaryota; Metazoa; Chordata; Lepidosauria; Squamata; Lacertidae
Gene: ASB1
Product: ankyrin repeat and SOCS box containing 1
Exons: 5
Coding region: 16-1140 (374 amino acids)
Biological process (GO): protein ubiquitination; intracellular signal transduction
Cellular component (GO): ubiquitin ligase complex
Molecular function (GO): protein binding
Source: RefSeq, a predicted model, not a curated record
GUGGCCUUUCCGCCAAUGGGGCGAGAGCGAAGGCGGCGCCGGGAGGAGGCAGCCGGAGAGGCCCGCCAGGCCGCGCUCCCUGCGGGGCUGAUGGCCGAGGCGAAGCCGGCGGGCGAGGCCCAGGGAAGCCCCGAAGCCCCGGGGGCUCCUCCGGGGGCCGCGCGGGGCCAGGCAGGUCGCAAUCUGAAGGAGUGGCUGAAGGAACAAUUCUGUGACCACCCCAUUGAGCACUGUGAGGACACCCGGCUGCAUGAUGCUGCUUAUGUGGGAGACUUGCAAACCAUUAAAAACCUGUUGGAGGAAGAGAGCUUUCAAAGCCGCAUCAAUGAGAAAUCCGUGUGGUGUUGUGGAUGGCUGCCUUGUACACCGCUGCGGAUUGCUGCCACGGCAGGACAUGGAAACUGUGUGGAUUUCCUGAUUCAGAAAGGGGCAGAGAUUGAUCUUGUGGACGUGAAAGGGCAAACUGCCCUGUACGUAGCUGUUGUGAAUGGGCAUCUGGAAUGCGCACAGAUCCUUCUGCAAGCCGGAGCUGACCCCAAUGGGAGCCGUCACCACCGCAGCACCCCUGUGUAUCAUGCUGCCCGGGUAGGCAGCACUGACAUCCUGAGAGAGCUGAUCAGGUAUGGCGCUGAUGUGGAUGUAAAUCACCAUUUGAUCUCGGGGACCCCCAGCCCAUCUUCCCGGCCGCUCACCUCCCUGGUGGUCUGCCCGUUGUACAUUAGCGCAGCCUAUCACAACCUGCCGUGCUUCCGGCUGAUUCUGCAAGCAGGAGCCAACCCAGAUUUUAACUCCUGCGGCCCCGUCAACAUCCAGGGCUUCUCCAGGGGCUCUGCGGUGUGUGUCAUGGAUGCAGUCUUGAGACAUGGGUGUGAUGUGGCUUUUGUCAACCUCUUGAUUGACUUCGGUGCCAACUUGAAUCUGGUGAAAUGGGAGACUCUGGGAGAAGGAGCUACAGGAAGGAUCAAAGUGAACCCAGAAGCCUUGCAGGUGUUCAAAGAAGCCAGGAGCUGCCCUAGGAGUCUGAUGUCUUUGUGCCGCGUGGCAGUACGAAGGACACUCGGGAAACGUCGUCUGCACCUGAUCCAUGCUCUUCCAGUGCCAGACCAAAUCAUAAAUUUUUUACUCCAUAAACAGCAGUGAGGUCUCCUUGGAUGUUUUGGAGGACAAUUUCCCUUCCUUCUUUGUCUCUCCCCCCUUUAAUGAGGAUUUUGCUUUUUUAAGAGUGAGCAAUUGAAAACAGGAAGAAUUGUUUGUGUUUGUUUAAUGCUAUAAAAUUAUUUUCAUGAUAUUAUUUCUGUCAAUUAUUCUAUAUACUUUGGGUUUUAGCAAAGCUGCUUCCUGGUGAAUUUGAUCUGAUGUGUUACAGUGCUUCACGUAUCAUG